ACGACGCCUUACAGAGAAGGGUAGACUUCAAGUCUGAGGAGAAGAAUAGAAAACACUGGCUGGAGUUUAGUGAACAUCACAGAGGCUAAGGUUCAGUUCAGGAUGGAGAUCCUCCUCCUCAUCUUCACCCUCUACCUGAUCUCAGGUCCAGUGAGCUGCUUUAAUGUGAUUGGCUACAAAGGAGGUAUUGUUGGAAUCUUCUGCAAACAUGAGGAUUACGGAUGGAAUCCUAAAUAUUUCUGUAAGAAACCAGCAGAUCAGUGUGUUUAUUUCAAGCAAUUACUGAACACCUGGAAUCAUGAAGGUAGAUUUUCUCUUCGUGGCUCCAGUGGAGUUCUUACAGUGAUCUACAGAAACCUGAGUUUACAGGACGCUGGAUCAUAUCGGUGUGGAGAGACUGGAGAGUGGAGUCAUGAUGUGAACCUGGAAGUGAAUGAAAAUCCGUGUUGUUUGGGGCCAAAGUCUGUGUCUGGUUAUCUGGGAGAGACGGUCACCAUCAGCUGUUCAUAUCCAGAGGAGUUUAAGAGACACAUCAAGUACUUAUUUAAACAGGAUGGUCGAGAUUUUAAACAUGUACUGCAUACCAGAGAGACUCAGAGGGGCAGAUUCUCCAUCUCUGAUGACAGAAGCUCUGCAGUUGUCAGUGUGAGAAUCAGUGAUGUGAGAGAAGAUGAUGGAGGAGUUUAUUACUGUGCAGUGUGGACUGGAGGAGACUCGGUCAUGUAUUGCUCCCUCUACACAGAGACUCAGCUACGGGUCACUGCAUCGAUGGCACCAACAUCAGUCCCACCUGAUGAAGAUCAGUUCAGUAGGAGCUCAGAUUCACCAAGUUCCUCUGUCAUCAUCCUCUCUGUGUGUGUCUGUGUGGUUCUGCUACUGAUUGGAGGUUCAGCACUGAUCUUCUAUAAAAUGAGACACAAGAGGCACCAAGACAGAAAUUAUUCACCUGGGACGCAGCUGGAGGACAUUAAAGAGGUUCCCCCUGUGGACAGUAACUCUGAGGAGAUUGAACACACCAGUCAUGUUUCUGCUUUUGGAAUUUAUGCAAAUACUUCAUCAGCCACAAACAGUUCAGAUCCACAGAUCCACUCCAAUGUACAACCACUGAAAGACCAAGACCCCACUUACACCACGGUGAGUUUCCAGAAGAAUCCAGCUUCACCCUCUGAUACCGCAGUCGUCUUCAGUCAGGAGGAAUCUGCUACUGAGUACGCCACAAUCAUUUUCACAUGAAUUAGUUUGAGAAGUAAUAAUAUUGACAAAAAAGUUCUACAUUAUUUAAUUUUUCCCCAUCUUAACUUCUGCUACUG
Molecule: messenger RNA, 1310 nt
Organism: Pygocentrus nattereri (red-bellied piranha)
Lineage: Eukaryota; Metazoa; Chordata; Actinopteri; Characiformes; Serrasalmidae
Product: CMRF35-like molecule 8
Exons: 7
Coding region: 103-1233 (376 amino acids)
Cellular component (GO): plasma membrane
Molecular function (GO): transmembrane signaling receptor activity
Source: RefSeq, a predicted model, not a curated record